ACCGCGGGCUCUGCUGCAGGUGCUCGGCAUCGGGGGGAGCCGCAGCCGUGGCCCCCUGCAGGAUUUCGGGCAUUUUGGCUCCAAAGAGGAAUUAAUUACCCACCGGAUCCACCCAUCCCAAACGCAGCUUGGGUGGCUUCUCCCCGGCGUCAGGGGCAGGCGCCAUCCUGUGUUGGAGCUGGCGGUGCAGGGUUGAGGGUUGAUGAUCUCGGAUGUCUUUUCCAUCCCUAAUGGUUCUGUGAAUUCCGCCCUCCCAUCUCCUCCGCAGGUCUUUGCUCUUCUCCCUCCCUGUGGAGAUGGUGGUCCUGCAGGCUGGGCUCUGCCCUGGUCUCACUGAAGAGAUGCUGCAGCUUCUCAGGGCUAAUGGCAUCAGGACAGUGGUGGACUUUGUGUCUUCAGACCUGGAGGAUGUUGCCCAAAAGUGUUCCCUGUCUUACAAGGCGCUGGUUGCAGUCAGACGUGUGCUCCUGGCCCAGUUCUCUGCCUUCCCUGCCAACGGAGCAGACCUCUACGAGGAGCUCAAGAGCUCCACUGCCAUCCUGCCCACUGGCAGUCCAAGCCUGGACCAGCUGCUGGACUCAGGGCUGUACACGGGGGAGCUGACGGAGCUCAUGGGAGCACCGGGCAGUGGGAAGACGCAGGUGUGUCUGGGCAUCGCAGCCAGUGUGUCCCUGGGCCUCAAGCAGCACGUCCUGUUUCUCGACUCCACGGGCGGUUUCACUGCCUCCCGUCUCUACCAGAUACUCCAAGCCCAGACAGAGGAUGAGGAAGAGCAGCUGGAGGCUCUGCAGCGGGUGCAGGUGGUCCGUGUGUUCAACAUCUAUGAGCUGCUGGGUGCCUUGCAGGAGCUGCGGGAUCGCCUCUCCCAGCAGGCUGUGAGCUCCGUGGGACCUCUCAAGGUGGUGUUGCUGGACUCGGUGUCAGCUGUGAUUUACCCUCUGCUGGGUGGCAGGCAGUCAGAGGGUUUGGCCCUGAUGAUGCAGCUCUCCAGGGAGCUGAAGACCCUGGCCAGGGAGUUCAGCCUUGCUGUUGUGGUGACCAACCAGGUGACAAGGGACAGCAGCACUGGCCAGCUGAAGCCAGCCCUCGGCCGCUCCUGGAGUUUUGUGCCCAGCACCCGGGUGCUGCUGGAGAGCAAAGAAGCCAGCUGGGAGAGAGCCUCCACACAACGUGCUGCUUCCCUGGCAAAGUCACCCCGGCAGCCAGCAGGGAUCCAGGUGGAGCUGGACAUUGGAAAUGGUGUCGUGUUGGAACCGAGCCUGGUGACACCCACACAGGGACUCUGAUGGGAUGGAAAAGCAAAUGUCACAAGGUUCAAGGGAGCUGCACAAAAGCAGGCAAGCACUGAAGGUUUUACAAACUGACUGAGAGUCCUGCAGCCUUGGGAAGGACUGACACGAAAAAUCUCUUGUUCUUCUGCCCUGAGGGAAAACUGAGCGUGGGGUUCCCUGGAGACCUCUGUGCCAACAGAUACUGUCUGCAGUGGCUGGGCUGUGAGGACAGCCAGGUCCUGCCCUCUGCUGCAGGCUUGUCUUCAUCCCCCAGAGCCAGCCCUGUCCUCAGGUGUUAUGUGGGAUCAGCUGCCUUGUCCCUGCAUGGCCCCACAACUCCCCGUGCUGGUUUUGUUCCCUCCGUGGCUCGCUGCCCUCUGGUCCUGGAGCUCUGGUCAUCCUCGGGCCCACAGUGGGCUUGGUUCAGAAAUAAAAGAAAAAGAAAGCUGUUGCACAUUGCAGUGGUUGUUGAGAGCUGCAAUUCAAUUAAUGACAGCUGCUCUGAACUUAAUUAAAAUGUUGAGCAGCACUGGGGUGAGACAGGCUGCUGAUGAGCAGGGAAAUAAUGACAUGCUUGAUCUUCCCUCCUCCCCAAAAUAAUACCAGGCCCUGUGGGGACCUGCUGGUGUUUUUGGGGCACAGCUGGACUGUGUAAAGGCUUGCUGAUAACUGAUGGAGGUUCUGAUCUGGAUCAGCUGAGCAGAUGGGUCCUGGCUGGCACCAACUGGCCCUGCUUGAUGCUCAAGGACCUAUUCAAUUGCAUGUGGUGAUGUUUAAAAUAAUCAUCCUGUGCUCCAGUGCCUUGCAGCUGCUCCUGCCUGCUCUUGGCAACCUCCCGAGGAGAGGGCAGGCUUGGAUGUGGAGUUUCCUCUUGAUCCCAGAUGUCUCAGAUACCCUCAGUUUAAGAGACCUUCUUGGCAGGUGAGCUGAGCCACGGCUUGCACUUCAAGGCAGCUGACAGAGAAUUUGGGGGCUGGGACUAAUUAGGGCAUGAUCAUUAAGCUAAUAACACAGCACCGCAGCUC
Pseudopodoces humilis (Tibetan ground-tit) is the source of this 2296-nucleotide messenger RNA. NCBI's taxonomy places the organism in Eukaryota, Metazoa, Chordata, Aves, Passeriformes, Paridae. The record is from RefSeq and is a predicted model, not a curated record.